AAAAGUCUUGUGAAAACUUCAGAGCUGAAUCUUUCCUCUACAAACCCUUAACAGAAUGUCAUUUUGUUCACUAGAACCUUAUUUCUUUGCAUCCUGACUACUGGGAAGUUGAAUGUUACCCACAUUAGGGACUUCACACAGCUGCAGACAAGAGGUUAAAUGACAUUGAAAUUACCCCGUAUAAAUAAUAUUCCUCAGCUACCUCUGUUGUGUGUGCAGGUGUAGACAAGCAUAUGACUGUGUGUGUGGGUUGAAGCGAUGGAUCUGCUAGCAAACAGUGCACACUUCAGCCUUUUUCAGCUGUACCACUCUCUGUCACAUAGUGGGCUUGGGGUCUUGAAUGUGGAUAGGAGCUUGAGUUGGCAGUAGGACUGAAGCCUUAGUUGUUGUAUUUUUAAAUGGAGAAGUUUAGAGUAAAGAUAGGGAUUGGUGUGGUUGCGUCACCAGGGUGGCUUCAGUGAGAGUCAGUCUGUUUCAACUGAUGCACACUCACUUUCUGCUUUUGAUAUGCCUUCUCUCAUUUCUUACAGAGAAACAUUCAGUCUUUGAACAUCUAAAUUCUUACCUCAGGAGGUACCUGUUUUGAAUCGGUGAGGAAUGGAAAUUGAAGGCAGCCGUGUGCUUCUUCUGGUGUCAGACAGGAGCUACUCAGGAGGUUUGGGCACACACUCAGUUGCAUCAUGGAAGCUUGCAUUUUGAAAGCUAUUGCUCGCCUGUCAGUUCUGUUGUGUUUGUUGCAAAACUUUAGUCAGUUUCUGAUGUGUAGCCCAAACUUGAAGACUUUGUAAUGGAAACUGUCCAUAUUUGUGAGGAUCUCUAUUUCAAAAAUGAAUGCAGGCUCGCAGCUUUCUCAACUGGUACACAGUAAAUCUGCUUCAGUGAAGCAGCAUCUGACAGGCUUGUUCCCUUCAAAUCUGUACUUAUGGUGGGUGGAUGGCAGGAGCUUUGGGAACCGCUCACUGUAAGUGAGAAAUCUCACAUUUCCAGAACUCUGGUAGUCUUCAUAGUCUGCAGAGUGCUGUGCUAGAUUAAUAGCCGUAAAAAGUUAAUUCUGGCAUGUGUGACAGAAGAUGUGCAUUUCCAGACUUUGUGAAGUGGAACUGCAGAAAAAUCAGAUCUGUAUUCUAGAAACUGCCGUUGAACAAAUACAUGAUAUUCACCAGUAGCCCCAUUCACAUGAUUUCAGUGCUUUGACUCUACGCAGUGGUCUAGCAAUAAAAGAAAGAAUUGGCCAAUUACAGUAAUCUGCUUGAGCUCUGUACUCUAGAAUUUUGUGCAGAGAAAGAGGGAGGGCUCUUACCUGCUCUCAGUUCUGUCUAAAAUUGCACUCUUAACACCAUCUAUUCUGCAGCAAAUAACACACAUAUUUAACAAAGCUGUUAACCACAGGGCCACCUCUAAGGUUGUAUUGCUCAGCUACCACCUCUCACACCCUCUCUGACUCCUUCUCCAUGUUACUGUCUGCCCCUCAUCACCAUGUUCCACACACCAGAAGGCACAGCGGCCUUUCUCUGCCCCCCUCUUUCUUCCCAGUUUGGAGAUUAAUAUUCCCAUUUAGGUAAGGGCACAUAACCUACAACAGGGCUUAGGGUCAGAAUUUCUGACUGCCUGAUUAUUUUUCAUACCAAGAAUGCGUGGUAGUUUUUUUUUCCCCUUUCUCCUGUGGCAGAUUAGAUCAGAGUGGUCCCAUGCAUAUGUUGUGACACAUGCCAGGAAAGCAUGUGCUUAUGUGUAAAUAGUGUAAGUGAGCAGGGGUGAGGUUUUGCUUUGCUUUGCACUUUGCAGCAACAGCAGGCAGUGCAUGUGGAGAAUGAGAUACUGCAGCCAGAUCUAGAUUUCAGACCAGAUGGACGUUAUUCAUAAUAAUAUUUGGGUGUUAAUGGUUUUUAUUGGAGUGUGAAGUAAAUUGUUGUUGUUCUUGUUCUUCAAGCUAAAGAGAAUCACUUGGCACUAUUAGUGCUGUCACUAUUUAUAUAAACACAGGCUCAAAAAUUAAAAAUGAAUGCAGUCAGUCUUGGGCAUGCUGUAAAUAAUUCCCAAAAGCUUCUGAUGACGUAAUAAGUACAGGUGGGCAGGUACUGCACAAGUAGUGUGAACAGCCCAAUAUCAGCAUUUUGUAGUGCUGCAGCUAAGGGACAUGAACAGCCUUCAGAGAAAUUCAUUUAGAACUCCUUUCCUUGUGGUUGAAGUGCUGUUAAGUGUUAUGUGAGAUAUCAGCUCUUCUCUGAAUCUUCUGUUUAGGCAGAGAGGAAAAUGCGGAAACUUGUGUCACAUAAGUCUGCUUCCUUUCUUAAUAUAUACAGAAUAAACAUUGUAUACAAACGUUUAGAAAAAAUGUUGCCUCUUUAUUCAACUCCUGCAAUUAAAUAUUGUUGUAUUGGUGCUUUGGCUUAAUGUGUAUUUCAUACAAUGUUGACAGGUUAAUUUUGGCUGUUAUUUUUAUAUGCACUUCUAAUGCAUGUAAAUGCACGUGAAACGUGCUCUGUGCUAACUUGAAGAUGGAGCAACAAUAGUGUAAGUUCGUAUUUCUUUCUACCAGUUUAAAUUGUGCUUUAAGAUGAGCUUGAAAGUUCCUACUUAGUGUGGAAUGUGCAAUACAUCGAUGUGGUUCCUGUUGAUGAAGGUUCAAUAUAGGAACAGGAUGCCAGCCAUGCUCACAGCUGCGUACAGCACAGUGUGUGCUCUCUUGGGCAGAUGCCGAAGAGGUUUAUUAAAGCAUGCAAGUUGUUUCUUCAUAUUGGGAGUGAAAGAUUUCUUCUUAAUCCUCAUAUGGCUGCUGUCGCUGCUGGAGUGUUAAUAGAUAGUCUAAUUUGUGAGCUAAAUUACUAAUUGUAUUAUGAGUCUAAACCUUAUUAAGCCUUUUGUGUAGAAUUAGAUCACAAAGCUUUGGGAAACUGAAUCCUGGUUGGGUUCAUUCUCCCCUCUUCAAAGACAUAGGGAAGUGUUCCUGGCUGCAGCUGAGCUCUGUCACUGCCUGCUCCAUCAUUGAUGGGGUCAGAAGUUGGAAGCAGGGAGGCUCUGAGAAUAGACCCUAAGUCUCGGUUACAUGAAAGCAACACAAUUCUGUAGACGAAUACAAACUCUAUAAUGUAAGUGGAGUGAGUUACAAAAGUUAGUUCCAAAAAAGUUCACAGCCCACCCAGAGAUGGGCAGUCACUCAGCUGUGCUGUUGAGUGAUGAGCGCUUUCUCAGCUGUUGUGCUGCAAGCUCAGCUGGGUCACCUGAGGUGGCUCUUGCUCUUUGCUCUGUCUUUGCGUGGAGUCAGCCUGCUAAUGCAGCCCAGCUGGAGACGGGGCCCAUUGCCUCCAGCGAUGGAUCAGUAAUAAAUAAACAAAGUGGGGCUUAAUGGAUUUUGACAUCCCUUUCAAUAAAUUUUUAUGUUGGUCUGUAAGCUUGUGAACUCUUGUGCCUUUGAUGUAGGAAUGUUGCACCCAUGGCAAUUCAUGUUCUUUAUGAGAAAAUGUUCACAUUUACUCAAUAUAUUUUCCUGUAUAUACAUGAGAUAUGUUCCCAGUGGUAUUAAGUUUUUCUCUGUGGUUCUGCACUCUAAACUGCUGUGAGGAACUCUUCUUCUUUUACAUCUGAAGUUACCGGAGACUUAAAUGUUCCUACCUUUAUUCCUUACUGCUGUAAGCUAAUGGCAUUUGAGAAGUAUAGACAAUAAAUGAAAGUAACAGGAUAUAUAUUUUGUCACAUCAUCUUUGUAUUUUAAAGAGACUUUUCCAGGAACUGUAUCACUAAAUGUGACACAAAUAGAAUAUGUUAAUACAAAGCUUAGUGUCUGUUCUGAAAGAAGGACCUUUCAGAAUGUUAUCCACGCUGCGUUAUCACAUCUCUGUGAACAGAGCAGCCCAAAGCCCUGCUUAGAAGUAACCGCCUCCAGGUGUGGUUGUUGGGUAGGGGUCUGUACAGCUCCCACACUGAUUAUUGUGCUUAUUGAGGUACUUUGGGAGAUUAGUGUUGUUUUUUAGUUUUUUUUUUUUUAAGGGAUUUUUUUUUGUAUGUUUUACCUUUCUUGCAUUCUCUUACUCAAGCGCAGUAUACCUUGAGACCAAAGUAGCUGCUGUUUCUCAUUGGCUUAGGUGUGCGUUGGCAUAAUUGCCCAUUUGCUGUCUGUCCUGAUUUAACCUGAAACAGCAUUAAUAGCAUGCUAAUAAUGUUGCUGGGUGAUGGAAGAACACCUGGGGCCGGGCUGAGCCUCUGGGUGGGAUGGGGCCAGCACAUGGGCCUGAAUUAGGCUGGGGGUCAUACUGUACCACCUGACACCAUGCAGAAGGGUAUAAAGCUUUGGGCAGUUGAAUGGGCCUGCUUGCUGCUUGGGGGCUGCUGUGCAUCAGUCUGUGGGGUAAGCUUUGUAUUGCUGGCAGGGUGUUGCAUUGUGCUGUGCAUCGAUAAGUGGAUGUUGUACUUUCGAUGAGCCAUUUAGCACCUGUGGCUAUAGUCAGUCUGAUGAUGAUGAUCUUAACUGGGACCAGGUGAACACGCUGACAAAACCCACCUCAGAUCAAUGGAUGCCUUCUGGUUCUUUCAUGUUGGUGAAUACAUCUGGGAGAUACGCAGGACAGAAGGCUCACCUCCUGAUGCCCCAUCUAAAAGAAAAUGAUACGCAUUGUAUUGAUUUCCACUAUUAUGUUUCGAGCAAGAGUGGAUCUAGCCCUGGCACUUUGAAUGUGUAUGUGAAAGUUAACGAUGGACCUAUCGGUAACCCAGUCUGGAACACAUCUACUACUGGAACUUGGAACAGAGCAGAACUGGCAAUUAGCACUUUCUGGCCCAAUUUUUAUCAGGUUGUUUUUGAAGUGGUAACUUCAGGUCACCCUGGAUAUGUGGCCAUUGAUGAAGUGAAAGUUUUAGGACAUCCAUGUACAAAAACUCCCCAUUUCUUGCGGCUUCAGAGUGUGGAAGUCAAUGCAGGACAAUUUGCUACUUUUCAGUGCACUGCCAAUGGUAAAUUCAGUACAAGUGACAGACUUUGGUUACAGGGUAUUUACGUGAGGGAUGCACCUUUGAAGAAUAUAAAAGUGUUCAAUGUUCGACGAUUUGUAGCUCUUUUUAAUGUGGUAAAUGCCACGAAGCGGGAUGCUGGCAAGUAUCGCUGCAUGAUUCGAACAGAAGGAGGGGUUGGAGUAUCGAACUAUGCAGAACUAAUAGUGAAAGAGCCACCAGUUCCUAUUGCUCCACCUCAGCUGUCCUCAGUUGGUGCAACUUACUUGUGGAUACAGUUGAAUGCCAAUUCCAUCAAUGGAGACGGACCCAUUAUUCAAAGGGAAGUUGAGUAUCGAACUUCAAGUGGAAGCUGGUAUGACAUACAACCUGUGGACUCCACAAGCUAUAAGAUUGGACACCUGGAUCCUGACACAGAAUAUGAGAUCAGUGUGUUACUUACAAGACCGGGCGAAGGAGGAACUGGAUCUCCUGGGCCAGCUCUCAAAACAAGAACGAAAUGUGCUGAUCCAAUGCGUGGGCCACGGAAACUAGAGGUUGUGGAGAUCAAGUCUAGGCAAAUCACUAUUUGCUGGGAGCCAUUUGGAUAUAACGUCACACGUUGCCAUCGGUACAACCUCACAGUCCAUUACCGUUACCAGGCUGGAGGACAAGAGCAAGUGAGAGAAGAAGUAAGCUGGGAUACAGAAAGUUCACAUCCACAGCACACCAUUACUAAUCUAUCACCAUAUACAAAUGUCAGCAUCAAAUUAGUACUAAUGAAUCCUGAAGGACGAAAAGAAAGCCAAGAACUUGUCGUACAAACUGAUGAAGAUGUUCCAAGUGCUGUACCACUUGAAUCCAUUCAAGGGAGUACCUUUGAAGAGAAGAUUUUUCUUCAGUGGAGAGAGCCAGUGCAAACAUAUGGUGUGAUUACUUUGUAUGAGAUCACCUACAAAGCAGUAAGUUCCUUUGACCCAGAAAUAGAUUUAUCCAAUCAAAGCGGACGAGUCUCAAAGCUAGGAAAUGAAACGCACUAUCUCUUUUUUGGACUGUAUCCUGGCACUACCUACUCUUUUACCAUCAGGGCCAGCACAGCUAAAGGCUUUGGACCUCCGAUCACAAAUCAGUUCACCACUAAAAUAUCAGCACCCUCUAUGCCACCAUAUGAACUCGAGACACCUUUGAAUCAAACUGACAGCACUGUGACAGUCCUACUGAAACCUGCACAGAGCAGAGGCGCUCCUGUCAGUGUCUACCAAAUAGUUGUUGAAGAGGAACGCCCUCGAAGAACGAAAAAGGCAACUGAGAUCCUGAAGUGCUACCCAGUGCCCAUUCAUUUCCAGAAUGCCUCACUUUUGAAUUCCCGGUACUACAUUGCUGCAGAGAUUCCAGCCAAUGGAUUGCAAGCUGCUCAGCCUUUUACUAUUGGUGAUAACAAAACCUACAGUGGCUUCUGGAAUACUCCUCUUCUUCCUCAUAAGAGCUACAGCAUCUAUUUUCAAGCUGCUAGCAGAGCCAAUGGGGAAACCAAAAUUGACUGCGUCAGGGUAGCCACAAAAGGGGCUGCUACUCGAAAACCAGACCCAGAGCCUGAGAAGCAGACUGACCAUACUGUUAAAAUUGCUGGAGUCAUCGCAGGCAUCUUGCUGUUUGUCAUUAUAUUUCUGGGGGUUGUGCUGGUAAUGAAGAAAAGAAAAUUGGCUAAAAAGCGAAAAGAGACAUUGAGCAGUACACGGCAGGAAAUGACAGUGAUGGUGAAUUCAAUGGAUAAAAGCUACACUGAGCAAGGCACCAACUGUGAUGAAGCUUUCUCUUUCAUGGACACACACAAUCUAAAUGGGAGAUCUGUAUCUUCACCAUCUUCAUUUACAAUGAAAACUAAUACUCUGAGCACAACAGUGCCUAACUCUUAUUACCCAGAUCCAUUUGUGCCAACUGCAAUUUUAGAUGAAACCCAUACGAUGGUCAGUGACACAAGCAGCCUGGUUCAAUCCCAUACCUACAAGAAACGGGAUCCAGCAGAUGUGCCCUACCAGACCGGACAGCUUCAUCCAGCCAUCCGUGUAGCUGACUUACUGCAGCACAUCACCCAAAUGAAGUGUGCAGAAGGCUAUGGAUUUAAAGAAGAGUAUGAAAGUUUCUUUGAAGGACAGUCUGCACCGUGGGAUUCAGCUAAGAAAGAUGAGAACAGAAUGAAAAAUAGAUACGGGAAUAUCAUUGCAUAUGAUCAUUCUCGAGUGAGAUUGCAGCCCAUUGAAGGAGAAACAAACUCCGAUUACAUCAAUGGAAAUUAUAUUGAUGGUUAUCACAGGCCGAAUCACUACAUUGCUACACAAGGACCAAUGCAGGAGACAAUAUAUGACUUUUGGAGAAUGGUAUGGCAUGAGAACACAGCCAGCAUAAUCAUGGUUACUAAUCUCGUAGAAGUGGGAAGGGUUAAGUGCUGCAAAUACUGGCCGGAUGACACAGAGAUAUAUAAAGACAUUAAAGUUACCCUAAUAGAAACAGAGCUCCUCGCUGAAUAUGUGAUUCGAACAUUUGCAGUAGAAAAGAGAGGUGCUCAUGAGAUUCGAGAAAUUCGUCAGUUUCAUUUCACUGGUUGGCCAGACCACGGCGUGCCGUACCAUGCGACAGGCCUGCUGGGAUUUGUGCGGCAGGUCAAGUCCAAGAGCCCGCCAAACGCUGGACCUCUGGUGGUUCACUGCAGUGCUGGUGCCGGCAGAACUGGGUGCUUCAUCGUUAUUGACAUCAUGCUAGAUAUGGCAGAAAGAGAAGGUGUUGUAGACAUAUACAAUUGUGUGCGAGAGCUUCGAUCUCGGAGAGUUAACAUGGUGCAGACAGAGGAACAGUAUGUAUUUAUCCAUGAUGCUAUCCUGGAAGCUUGUCUUUGUGGAGACACAUCUAUUCCAGCUUCUCAAGUUAGGUCUGCUUACUAUGAAAUGAAUAAAUUGGAUCCUCAAACUAACUCCAGCCAGAUCAAAGAGGAAUUUAGGACAUUAAAUAUGGUGACUCCAACACUGCGUGUGGAAGACUGCAGUAUAGCACUUUUACCACGAAAUCAUGAAAAGAAUCGCUGUAUGGAUGUCCUGCCUCCAGACAGAUGCCUGCCUUUCCUCAUAACGAUAGAUGGGGAGAGCAGCAACUACAUUAAUGCUGCACUGAUGGAUAGCUACAAGCAACCAUCAGCCUUUAUAGUUACGCAGCAUCCCUUGCCAAAUACUGUCAAAGAUUUCUGGAGGCUGGUCCUAGAUUAUCACUGCACUUCGAUAGUUAUGCUGAAUGACGUGGAUCCAGCCCAAUUGUGUCCUCAGUACUGGCCAGAAAACGGAGUACACCGACAUGGUCCUAUUCAGGUGGAGUUUGUAUCAGCUGAUUUAGAAGAAGACAUCAUCAGCCGGAUAUUCCGAAUUUAUAAUGCAGCCAGACCCCAGGACGGCUAUCGGAUGGUGCAGCAGUUCCAGUUCCUGGGAUGGCCCAUGUACAGGGACACGCCGGUUUCCAAACGCUCAUUCUUGAAGCUCAUCCGCCAGGUGGAGAAGUGGCAGGAGGAGUACAAUGGGGGAGAGGGACGCACAGUUGUCCAUUGCUUGAAUGGAGGUGGCCGCAGUGGGACGUUUUGUGCAAUCAGUAUUGUUUGUGAAAUGCUUCAACAUCAGAGGGCUGUUGAUGUAUUCCAUGCUGUGAAGACACUGAGAAAUAAUAAGCCUAACAUGGUGGACCUUCUGGAUCAAUACAAAUUCUGCUAUGAAGUGGCUUUGGAAUACUUGAAUUCUGGCUGAUGGCAUAAACAGCGCAGGCACUGUUCCUCUCUCCACCACCACAAACAAAGCAAGCCGUUUCAUGAUAUCUGUGUCAAUGAGAUGAAGACUUCUCAGUGUUACGCUUCUACUGCUUUGUAUAACUGGCUCUUUUUAAGAGCCCAACGAGGUGUUCAUAAAACUGCUUGCACUGCCCAUUUUCCACUAUUAAUGCCGCUGCUUGGCACCCAUAUGAGCAUACACCAAACCACAUGGCAGUCGUUGAACACUGUAUUCAUAUGUAGCCAUCGAUGUGGUGAAGCAGCAUAGUCCUCUGGUAAAUAAGAGAGCACAAUUAUAUUCUUAUGAAGGAAUUUGUACUCUUCGUUAUAUUUUGUCGCCUGUGAUUCUCAGUUAUUGUCAUGGCCUAGUGUACAUUUUUGUUCUGUGGAGAAUGCUAUCUGGCAUUUUGAUAAUAUAUGAUUUUAGUUAUAUUUGCAUUCUAACACGUGCAUAAUAAAUGAAUCAUAUGUAGCUUAUUUGAACUAAUGGAAAGACGUACCAAAUCAUGUUAACUUUUUUGAGUUGUAAUUUCUAUCCACUUUGUACCAUUUCAGAGAGAGAAUCUUGGUAGAAAUGCAGUUAGACAAAUGCAAAAUACAGGAUGCUCAGAUUAAUAUAUCCAAAGCUUUUUCAUUUGUUUAUAUUGUAAAUAUUUUUUGAUUUCAUCAAAUUAUUUAUUCAUUAAAAUGAAUUUUUUUGUGAAGCACAGUGAGUGACAAUCAUUUUUAUUAAGCCCUGGAAAUGCUUACUGUAUGAUAAUGUAAACAUUUGUUUACCUUGUAUGGAUUCUCAGCUCAAUAAAUAAUUACAUACAUGAUAAAAUCUUGUUAUUUAAUACCUCUUGGCAUCUGAGUGCCUUCCAGUAAACCUCUUUUGACUUUAAUUCCUCUGAAUACUGAGCUACACCAAAGCAUGCUUUUUGUGUGAUCUAAUUUUGAUCCAGCCAAUAGCAAGAAAGAUGUGUCACACCACUAUAUAAAAAGAAGAGGUGAGUUGGAUGAAUUAAGAUACACACACACAAAUGGAAAACCUGAAAGUUCUGCUGCUCGGUGAAGAAGAGCUGAUGUUGGUUGGGCAUGCAGUACUCAGUCUUGUCACAGAGGCAUGUUAUGCCUCACCUUCAUGGAUGCAGUGCAGGAAGCACAGUAGCAAAGAGGACUGAACCAGCAAUGGCUUACUGCACUGUCCUUUGGGUUUCUAGAUCUUUCUCUCUUACCCAGCAGUACCAAGGAGACAUUGCAGGCGGAGCAACUGUUCGGUACUGAAGCCUUCCAGAGCUGUAUGGAAACCCAGAGCAAGGAGGUUGCAGACUGCUCAGUAUUUCAGCUCUUAAAAAGAUUAUUUUAACAUGUGAGCCAUCUGGGAUGGGGACAGUAUUGAUAUAAGUGUAUCAAAGUCAAAAUGUUUUGAGAGCCUUUAAAUCUAAGAGGUAUCCAACCUGGAUAGAAUGAUGCACAGCUUGUCAAGAGCCAGUUCCAAAUCACUGCAAAAUUCAGAUCUGAAGACAUGAGGAUUGGAUUCCUCUGCAGCUGGAAAGCAUCUAUUUUACAAGAAAAUUGCUUUAAAAUGUAGCUGACAGCUACGGGCCAUUGCUGUAAACUGGAGAGAAGUACUGAAGAACUUAGGAAAAACAACCCCAGCUCUGAGAAGAAUGGCUGUGCUUGGGUGAGCCCUGUAGCAGUACAGCCCAUUGCAGGAUAUGCUCUGAUUCACGUGGAAACCUCAACUAUUGUAUUCCUCCAAGCCCGCUUGACAGACCCAGUAUACCAGCCGAGCACACUUCUCUGUAAUGAUUAAUGAUUGCUGAACAAUUUAUUUUCACUAUCUAGUCAUUGAAAUACUCAUAUAUGUGUCUAAUAUUACCUGAUGGUUCCAAGAACUUUAAGACAGCUAAGCAUGCUGAAGAACUGCUGAGACUGAAAGUGACAUAGGCAACAGAAUCCCAAACUGGAGCAAGAUUUGUUGAAAUGCAGCAAGAAUGGCAAUCUCUCCCAAGGACAGAAACUGCAAGCGUUAUUUCAGAUGUUGCACUCUUCAAGACUUGCUUUGCCACAGGUAGGUUUUGGGGGAUGAGGGAUGAAAGGAGAUGACAAGAAGAGAGUUCUGCAAGGUUUUUAAUUUCUUUACUGAUGAUAUCACUGAUUUUUUUGUUCUUCUGGCACAGGCAUAGUCAAACCACUUUGAACUUCAAUGUCUUCAGAUGGGAGCCAGCUCAGGAAAGUAGUAAGUCACUUUGUGUCCUUGCUGUCCUACUACAGUUAUCGAUAUGAAUGAUAAAAACCCAGGCUUAGGUAAAGUAUUUUGACAAGAAGAAAAAAAAAGAAAAAAAAAGGAAGAAAAAAAAAAAA
Phasianus colchicus (ring-necked pheasant) is the source of this 11074-nucleotide messenger RNA. The record is from RefSeq and is a predicted model, not a curated record. Lineage: Eukaryota; Metazoa; Chordata; Aves; Galliformes; Phasianidae.